CAACAAACUCGAGUCGUUGGAGGACUGAAGGGGGUCUCAGCAGCCGAAUUAAAACAGAGACAGUUUGCGAACAGUAAAGACAAACUCUGAAUGCAACUUUUGAGUCAAUUUUAGUAGUGAGAGAGAAAAUAAUAUAUUCCAGCUACGUGACGGCAGCGUGUUUCUGAGGGUGUCCGGUUUCCUCAGUCUGAGGGAUUGCGAUGCCCUCUGACUUUAUCUCUCUUUUCAACGGGGACCUCGACCUGAAUUCUUCCAGAUCCUUGUACACUAAAGAGUCAGUGAAUGACCCUCUACCAAGAGAGCUGCAGUUGCCUUUCUCCACUCAGCAGAGGCCAGAAGUCAUGAGUCAAACAAGCGGCGGAGAGGCAGGGCCUCUCCCUUCAGCUCCUUCAGCAUCAGAUGCCAUGUCCUCUUCUCUGACCAUGGAAGGGCUUCGCAGUGCUUUUUCCACCUCUUCCAGCUCCACCAUGCGUUCCAGCACUCCGGCCAGUGACCAGAAACAAGCUCACAACAGAAAUGUUGAUCCCGAAGAUGCCAGAAGUAGCAGAGUGGUACCAGAGAUUGUUGGAGCAGAAGGUGGGAGCGGGAAUGGCAGCAGUGUCGUGAAUGGUCGAAGCAGCAGUGAACUGGGAGGAGGGAGAGGUACUACAUCCCAGGAUGCCCCAUCACAUCAUCAGAUGACUCCAUCUAAGCGCCGCACCAUUCUCAACAUCUCUCCACCUCCACAAGACUUGUUUGAUGACAGCCGCAUGUCCUGCCAGGAUGAAGCACCCCUGGACUCAGAGCAGAGUAACAACAUCUGGAUGGAUGACUCUUUGUCUAACUUUAGUAUGAUGAGUACUUCCUCUUACAAUGACAACACAGAGGUCCCACGGAAGUCCCGCAAACGUACCCCUCGCCAGAAGCCUGGUCCUAAGGUUGUGCUUGCAGCGGAAGCCGGCAUAGAUGUGUUUGAUGCAGACAGUGCCAAAGGUCCACAUUUUGUCCUGUCACAGCUUGGCCCUGACAGCAAGACAGGAACAAAAGGAAGCUCCAAUGAAGUCCAGACACCUAGUCAAAAAGGAGGAACUCUUUCAAUGCAUUUCCCACAGAAGUGUGAUGGGAAGGAGCUGAAGAUCCUCGUCCAGCCUGAAACUCAGCAUCGAGCCCGCUAUCUGACGGAAGGUAGCAGGGGGUCAGUGAAGGAUCGCACCCAGCAGGGCUUUCCUACUAUAAAGCUGGAGGGUGUGAAUGAACCAGUGGUUUUGCAGGUGUUUGUAAGUAACGAUGCUGGGCGUGUGAAACCUCACGGAUUCUACCAAGCUUGCAGGGUAACGGGUCGUAACACCACAGCAUGCAAAGAGGUGGAUAUUGAUGGCACAACCGUGAUUGAGGUGUCCCUUGAUCCAAGCACCAACAUGACACUAGCGGUUGACUGUGUUGGAAUCUUGAAGCUCCGCAAUGCUGAUGUCGAGGCCCGUAUUGGUGUGGCUGGAUCUAAGAAGAAGAGCACACGAGCUCGACUGGUGUUUCGGGUCAACAUCCCCAAUUCAGAUGGAUCAGUGAUCACAUUACAGACUCCCUCGUCUCCAAUCCUGUGUACCCAGCCCGCAGGAGCACCUGAAAUACUCAAGAAGUCACUACACAGCUGUUCCGUGAGGGGUGGAGAAGAUGUCUUCAUCAUUGGCAAAAACUUUCUGAAAGACACCAAAGUGAUCUUUCAUGAGAAUACUUCUGAUGAGAAAUCGUGGAAAGCAGAAGCUGAAAUUGACAUGGAGCUUUUUCACCAGAAUCACCUGAUAGUGAAGGUGCCUCCAUACCAGAACCAAGCCAUCACCUCUCCAGUGUGUGUGGGAAUCUAUGUGGUGACGAAUGCUGGGAGGUCCCAUGAUGUUCAGCCAUUUUCUUACACUCCAGAUCCAGUGGAAAAUGAUGUUCCUGUGAAGAAAGAGUUGCCCUCUCCAGUGAAGACUUGUUCUUUUGAUGAGCCAAUUAAAGAUGAUGUCUUGAUGCCCUCUAUACUGCCCUUAGUGAAGAGAGAAGAUGUCACUCCAAUGGAGGUGACAAGCAACCUUCAGUCAUCUGCAGUAUUUAAGACAGGUGACCUGUGUGCAACCCAGCAAAACUCGGAUAGGACAGUGGCACAUCUUGAUAAAAACAGAGCAUUCAACAGUAACCUGCCUCAGCCUGCAGGUGAUCCUGACAAAGGUCAGGCUGCUGCUUUCACCAACACAGAGCCUUUAAGCACCAUCCAGAAACAGGACAUUGCUGCCAGCAACUCCUUCUCCUUACCUGCAGAUUCCUUGCUCCCACAAGGAUCACAGCAGUUCCUCUUAGACCCCAGAGAUGGUCUUGGGCAAGAAAGGCCAGUUAGUAAUUCUGGAGGGGUUGGGAGGCUGUGUGGGGAACCUGCACCCCAGCAGCAGCAGCUACCACUUUUUCCUCCAGAUGAAGUGGCCCAGCUAGAGGAGGCAGUGAGGCAACUUAAAGCUAAAGGAUUCUGUAACUUACCACUUCAAUCUGACAACUCCAUAACCAAACAACAGCGGCAACAUAUCCAGCACCAACAACAAAUCCAAAAUCAGCAAAUCCAGCAGCAACAACAGAAACAAAUCCAGCAGCAACACCUUCAACAGCAGCAGGUGUUGGAGAAUUUGCAGCAGCAGCUUUUUCAGUCUCAGAUUCAGAUACAGUGUAGCAUGUUUCAGGAUACUUCCCAAGGGAAGAAUGUACAGCGCCAAGGUUCACCACAAGGGGUUGUGACAAACCAAGCAUCACUGUUCCAACUGGAUCAACAGCAGCAGCAUAAUCAUCAGCAGCAGCAGCAACAAGCAGCUCUGUUCCAGCAGGCAAAUGAACUUUGUUCUAUGCAGACCAACUUCCUCCAACAGACCCCCACUCAUUCUUCACCACCCAUAUUCCAGAAUCCAAGCACUUUGGCUGAAUCACAAGAUCCACAGGGGGCUCUGUUUCAGAAAGCCUCCCAGGAGCAGGUCCAGGCUGCUCUUUUCCAAAACACCAUGACAGUGCUACAGUCUCCAGAGCAACAACCUUCAACCCCUGGACUUUUCCUCCCCCAAACAUCCCUGCCUGCUCAGCUUUCAACCAGUAGUUCUCAACAACAACAGCAACAACAGCUGGCUUUCCUUAGUGCUCUGCAAUCAUCCUCUCCAGACCAGCGAUCAGUGUUUCAGACCCAAGCACAGAUGUCCCCUAUCCAGCAAAGAAGUCCCAUGGAGCAACAACAACCCUCCCAGCCUCAGUCCCACACACAGCCAGUCCAACAAGCAUCCCUGUUCCAGACAAUGUCCCCACAUUCAUCUCCUAACACACUCUCUCCAGGCCAACAUCAGCAACAGCAGCCUGGCCUGCUGUUUUGUAGCAAUGCCCUGUCUCCACAACCCCAAGCCUCCACCCUCCUGUUCACUUCCCAAGGCCAGAUGCCUCCCCUGACCAGCAGUGGUCUAGUUUCACCAGAGCCCCAAAACUCCUCUAUUCCCUUUUCCCAAGCCCGUGUGGUUACAGUAAACCAGCAGAGUCAGCCUGAACCCAUGGCUUUAGGGAAUCCCACUCAUCCACAGCAGCAAGUCAUGUUCCAGGAGCAGCAACCCAUGCAGCUGGGUGGAAGCACCAACAAUCGACAGGAGCAGCCCGUGGGUCUCUUCAUGCCUCAGCCCAAUAUGGCCUCUCUGCAGGGAGGACUAGCUGCGCAGGAGCUUGCACAGUCAGCUAUGUUUGCCUCACAGAAUGGUGUGGCAAACCUUCAGACAACCACCUCCUCCUCAGUCCAACAGCCAGAAACUCUGUUUCAAAGCGCUGUGAGUGGAAGUAUCAACCGGCCCAACCCACCUCAGCAACCUGGCCUGUUCAUUUUUGGUAUUCAGAAUGAAUGCAACCAGAUGAUGAACACUUCUGGAAACACGCUGUCAGAUCAGAUAAUAGCAAUCAGCCAAUCUGGUCAGAACCAAAGAGAGAGCGAGGCUCACAUCCAGUCCCUACUCAACCAGUCCCUGUCUCAGUCCAGGACGGCGCAGAACAGCAUGUCUGCCUCUCAGAACAUGGAGAAGAUUGAUGACCUGUUGGUCAGCUUGCAGGAAUCAAACAGCAACCUCACGCGUUCAUAUUAACCUUCAUACAGGUUCCAGGAUUUGUCUUUUAUUUUUCUUUACUGUAGAUACCUUAAGUAAUUCUAAAAUGUACAAAAAAAAAAAAAUCCAAAUGUUGUCUGAUGACAUUUACAUGCAGGAAAAAUAAGUUAAUUUGUGCUAUGAUAUAUGGUCACUUAAUGAUUUUCUGCUGCUUCAAUGUCAAGGGUUUAUUUGGAAAGAACUGUGAGGCAGAGAAAACCAUUUAAAGGGCUGCCCGUCUUAAUCAGCAAGUCUCUUCAGGCACAAAUUACUGUGAUUAUGACGACAAAUGGAAGGAUUUUUAUAUCCAGCUAAAUACACAAGGAAUUAAGUUUGGAAUUUCUGGCUCUGCAGGUUGACCAAGAAAAUUGAACGUCUCUUUUUGUAACUUAAUGACAAACUGACUUCCUGUUAAAGCUCAAGUGAAGAGACAGACUCCAGGCGAGCCUGAUCACAGGAGUGGAAUUUGACUGUUUUUCUUUAGCUUUCCUUCUGGAAAGACAGUAUAUUUAACAGGCUUUGAAUUAAUCAAACUUAUUUUUUUUUUUAUCUCCUAGUAGAUCAACAUUGAUCUUUUCCAUCUGACAGCUCUUGUAAUGUUUUUUUUUAAGUAUCCUUCUAAGUGUUUAGUGGUUUCCAUGAGUAGUGUUUCAUUUUCUUUCUUUGGAACGUUAUGUGAUGACAGGAAGGUUUGAAUAGUGUUGGGUAUGUAGGGCAAAAUAUAAAGGUAGCUGCAUUUGAUGUUCAGAAAGCAUGCUGAAAGAAAGAGAGUGGUAGGGGAGGCAAAGUAAUAAUUUAGAGGAGCGGUAGAAAGUAGUGUAAUAAUUUUAAUAUGAGGUGUUGAUUACUUUAAUGCUGAUGCAACUGGCUCACACCUGAUGAUGGUAAGAAAUUCAGUCUAGAUCAGGGGUCUCCAACUCCGGUCCUCGUGAGCUACUGUCCUGCAGGUUUUAGAUGUCUCCUACUGCAACACACCUCUGCACAAGCCUGUUAAUGAACCAGUGAUUUAAGUCAAGUGUGUUGCAUCAGGGUAGAAUCCAAAACAUGCAGGACAGUAGCUCACGAAGACCGGAGUUGGAGAUCCCUGAUCUAGACUGAUACAACUCUAACUUCUCAUCAAGGGUACAGAACAGUAUCUUAAGUAAUGAUGCUUUCUUUAUUUUUCACUUUCUUUGUUUACACUGAAGAAAAACAUUGUCUUAUUGUUCAGAAAUUGUCAUUACUGUCCUGUAUCUGCAUGGCAGCAGCUGUGUGGGCAGUAACAAUUUAAACAUGUGUCCUCCAGGGUGUCCUUUAAUCUGACAUAAUUCAAUAAGUCACAGCCAUAUUACGCUAUUAAUUACACAAAGCCUAAAACAUAUAUAUAUAUAUAUAUAUAUAUAUGUAUAUAUAUAUAUAUAUAUAUAUAUGUAUAUAUAUGUAUAUAUAGCAGGACAAAUGAAACAACAAUAAUAGAUUUUCAUGAAGAAGUGUGACUUCAUUUUUUAUUAAGCUGUAAAUUAAUAUAUGAGCUUCUAGCAUAGAGAGAUGGUAAUGUAGUUAAUUAUGAAUUUUAUGAGCAGAGUUGGAUCAUUUUAUGUUUUCAUGUCAUUUUAAUGACAUCAGCGUCAGGCACGCAUGAACUGGAGUAGUACUCUUAAACCAGUUCUAUUAAUGUUCUCUUACCAGUUUUAUAAAUGUGACAUAUUUAGUGAGGAGAAGCAAAUAGUUUAUUAGCCUCACAUGCAGAUCUUGUCCAGGUAACGGUGUUAAACAUGCAGGAACAGAGCUCAUUUUACACGUUUUAAGUUUUACGAACUUAAAUGUUUUUGUUAGCAGGUGGCCCGUGGCCUCAGGACCAAAGUUUGACUCGAAUCUUGCUUUGUAUAAAUCUUUAUUAGAGGCCAGUUUUAUGGCUUGUGAACAUUUAUCUUCUUUUUACUCAUUUGCCGUUUCAAGAUUCUCAGUUUUGUUUUUUGUUGUUUAUGUUUUGUCUGGCCAUCACACUUUUCCGUCUGUGAGUUUGUUUGUCUGUGUGUUUGUGCUUUUGUUUUUAAUUUAGUUUUGUAAAAGUUUUGUAUUGUGUAGUUUUAGUGCAAGUGUACACACGAACAAGGGGCUGGUCUCUGACGGUAAUUGAAAUUACCUCCGUUUUAUGCCUCAUGUUGUCUUGUUUUCUAUGUACGCUUUUGUUAUAAAUACAUUUGCACCGUUACAUUUAAUAUUCACUUUAAAAUCAGAAAUAGCUGUUAUUUUAUUAUGGAGAUUCUGUGAAUUUGACCUACAUGACUUGUGUGUGCAGUGCGAGCAGUUUGAGUGGUUUUUAAAGGGACCCUACUCCUGAAGGUUACCUGACUUUGGAAAGAGGAACUAUCUGAGAGUGACUUUCUUCAACUUAUAAAAUAGAUGAACUAAUAUUUCCAGUGUUGCGUUUUUAUGAUUUUAUUUGCUUUUGUUUUUUGUUUAUAGAAAGACUUAUGAUAUAUAUCUCUAUCUAUAAAUAUUCUGUCAGUUCUUCUUGAGAUUGUUUCCCAUAAUCAUAGUUGUGUUUUUAAUUUUUCCUGAUGACAACAAUGUGAUUUGGCCUCCUACUCUUGCUGAUUCUUUAACACCUUUUAUGCAAAGGGCCCCUGCACUGGGACCAGGCUGCCCGUUCUGACUGAAAUACAUGUAGCUGUGUACCACUGUGCUUUAUUUCUGUCGCAUCAAAUCAGGCUUAGUUACAUCAGUGUUUACUGACUCGUUGUUUAUAUAUAUAUAUAUAUAUAUAUAUAUAUAUAUAGACUUAGAGGUUUUUGUUUUGAAUAAAAACGUUUUUUUAAUUCUCUGGCCUGUUGGUAAGGAUAUGGAAACUGGAAGUCCAAUAAGUGCCUGUUAUCAGUCUCACAGUCUUUUGCCUGUUACUAAGCUUGGGGAUAUUUUUUAGUGGAAUGUAAAGGGUUAACCAGCUCCUCAUGAUGUUGGUGGAGGUGUCUUUUCAUGUAGACAAUUAUAUAAUUCAGACACUAUGAAUAACAAGUACACUACUGUGCAUAAAAACUCCUUUAGAUUUACCACAACAAUGUACACAUCACAUGUAUGUUCUGGGCUAGAAUAAGUCAUUUUCAGACCAAAUAAUUAACAGCAGGACAAAGUGGUAGCACACUGUUGGACCAACAAAUUUCAGUAAUUUUUUACAAUGACUAUAGUACUCAAUGUGAUUUAGCAAAAGUAAAAGUCUCUCUUAGAUUCAGAAUGUUUUUGAAUGCACAUACUGGAAAGGUAAUUACUUUUUUAAAUUACAGUUUCUUCAUUUGUGUAUUUUCAAGUUAAGUGGAGACUGUGGAUGUAUGACUUAUAUUACAGUCAUUUCUAACGGUAAGGAGAGAGUCUGUAAAAGUUAUCAUAUAUUUCUCUUUGUCAGAACGUUGCAAUUGAACAAGAUGUGGGUUUUCUUUUUAACAUUCACUUUUAAUUUAAGGCCAACAAGCUGAGUCACACACCUUCAGAUGGUUACAUUUUUCCUAAAAUCUUGCAUAUGACACUAGUAGAGAUUGUACAUGUCACAACCAACCUGAGAGUGCUUUAUUGACUUGACAGCAGUAACCAGAUGAAUGUGGUUGUAGUGGAUAAAUUCGUUGUGCAGUUUCUGUAGGAAUCUUGUUUUUACUUAAGUAUACUUUGCAUUUAUGUUAUUCCAUGUAGGUGCAGAACAUUUUUCUCUGAAACUGCCAUGCAGCUAAUUUACUUUAACAGUAGACCUUUUUGAAUAUAUAUUUUUCUAUAUAGCCUCACCAGUUUUUAUCAUGAAGGAGAAUUCAAAAUAGAUGUUUUUCUGUUGCUAGUUGGAAAAACAAAAAAAAGAGUUGUUAUGGUUUGUGUGCCACAUACAUUCAAUGUUAUUCUUUUAGUAAAAAGCUAAUUUCUCCUCUCAACAACGAUCAAAGACAUGGAUUUUUUUUUUUUUUUUUUGCUUAGUUUCAACAGAAACAUGGAUCGCUCAUUGUUUGCUUUCUGGAUUACAGUUUUGCUUAUUGGGUUUAUGUUGCUCUGUCAAUACUUAAGUUGAAUGCUUCUUCUAAAGCAGUUGUUCUACUCCUGAUUUCUCUCAGGUUAUCUCAAGUUUUAAAGUGUUGUCAUAUCAGUAAGAAAUCAGCAACAAAUGUACACCAUGUAGAAGAAUAGUAAACAGGCACUAUGGACUAGAAAAUUCUGCUAGAAAAAUAAUUUGUGCUCAUUAUUUCUUAUGAAAAACUAUUAUUUUACUCUACACUUCUGUAAAAUCUUUUUUCCUCACAAUUAUUUAAUAAACAGCCAAAAGGGG
Melanotaenia boesemani (Boeseman's rainbowfish) is the source of this 8388-nucleotide messenger RNA. RefSeq names its product nuclear factor of activated T cells 5b (gene nfat5b). Gene Ontology annotation, biological process: regulation of transcription by RNA polymerase II; cytokine production; calcineurin-NFAT signaling cascade. The record is from RefSeq and is a predicted model, not a curated record. Bases 201 to 4106 code for a protein of 1301 amino acids. Gene Ontology annotation, cellular component: transcription regulator complex. Lineage: Eukaryota; Metazoa; Chordata; Actinopteri; Atheriniformes; Melanotaeniidae. The transcript has 13 exons. Gene Ontology annotation, molecular function: transcription factor binding; DNA-binding transcription factor activity, RNA polymerase II-specific; RNA polymerase II cis-regulatory region sequence-specific DNA binding.